GGGAAAGAAAGAAAGGUCGCAGUUUAAAUUGUGCGUUACUUUCGACGUAAUGGUGUUUUGCAUUGUUCCAAUUUCCCAAUAAGCAGAAAUGUCUGGAGCCUUUGCGCAAAAUAGCUCUAGGUACGUAAUCGCUCAUGAAGCGACAAGUGCCAAGCGUGUAAGUACCCAUAGAUUGUUGUUCCUCAAACUUUUAGCUUUUAGACGAGAACGAGCAUAUCAUCGAGUUAGUUUCUGACCUUGCUAGAAAAGGUCGAUUCCGUGAAUCGGUCCAACUGCAGGCCGUUCUUCAACGUAAUUUAGUUUAUCUUGUGUCGUCAGUUGAUCAGAAUAACUUGAAUUCAAAGCAACCAGUUGGUGCUGACACUGUUGCUAAAUGACUAUCCUUUUAAUCCAUGUAAUUUACUUUAAGCUGAAGUUGUUCGGCUUCUGUUACUUUUGCCACACGAUCUUUCAUAUUGAUGGAUGUUUGUACGAUCUCGCGUCCCACCGAUUUUGCUGUUCAUCAUUUCUUUCAAAGCUUCUUUCAAGAAAACCUUUAAUUCAUUCUUUCGAAAUAGUAAGAACUCUUCAUACUCUUACAGUUAAAUAUUGCUCUUGGAAAUGACGUAUAUAUCAAGUUGGUCCAGGCAUCGCAAUCAUUAUUUUGUUAUUUCAAUUCAUUGAGUGAAAAGUAUUGUACUUGUGUUUAGUUCAUUUUUAUUGACUCCACCGGCUUAAGGCCAGUUUGUAAAUAGUUAUGUACAUAUGUGCAUAUUUGUGUAUUUGCUUUAGCUGUUAUUCUGUCUAAUAUCAUUGACAGAUUGGCCUGGUAAUUAAUUUUUUGAGAUUACAUAUAAAUUAAACGACUGUUGUUCAUGUUGUUUACUUGACUGUUUUUGUUGGAAUAUCGGGUCGUGAAAUAUUCACCUAAUAUUUAGAUAGAUGCAUCAGUCUUGAGUUGUCGGUUCCUCAAAGUUUCCACUUUCGGCUUUUCAGAAAGUCUCUUUGACUCUUCCAACUUGUGGUACCUGUGUUACAAGUGAAAUGUCCGUCUUCCAAUUUCACAUUAGUUUGACCUGUCCUAUUUAUGGUUGUGAAAUGAUUCCUAAAGUUAGCUAUUUGUGGAUUAUUACCAUCUAGUUACGGGUGUCCUCAAAGAAUCGCUUACGUAUGUUGGGACUGCCGAAUAAGCAAUGCAAAGGAUAGACUUAGAGUACUGGAUAAAUAUAACAAGUCGGUAUGUAAGUUGGUGUCUUCAUUAACUAAGGUGAUUAGAACAUGUAUUAUGUGUCCUUUCAACGAACCACCACCGCUAUAUAUUUCGAUCAGAGCAGUCUUCACAAUAUUAUCAUUGAAAAAGUUGAAGGGGAAUGACGAGCUUAACGAAUCAUACCUAAGGGGUUUCUGGAAUGGAAUAAUGUAAAAAUGUGUUUGUGUGCACUUACUGUCUGAGAUGUUCGUGUAGUAAGCCUUCAAGAUGUUAAUAAAUUUCUCAGACACACCCUACUUGAACAGACAAUCCCAGGUGAUAGUCCUCAAUAAGGCGAAGGUGAUCAUGAUAUAAGGAAGCACGACUGUUGGGAUGUGAUAAUUGUGACGGUAUUUUAAUGUCAAAUUCCCAGUUAGCUUUAGUAGUAAUUCACUAAAAUGUUGUAUAAAGGUCUGUGAUCUACUGCAAACAUCAAUGUUAGCAGUUACCAAGUGCAUGACCAAACUUAUCUGUUGUCUCAUUUUCUUCAGUGUACGGACGUUGGAGAAGGACAGCAUUUGACUUUUCGGGAAAAACUGAUCUGGAUUCCGUAUUCAGUGGUGGCAUCCAGGGUUUCGAUCACUUAGAGACUUGGGGUCGCUUAGACAAGACAGAGCUUACGACGUAGAUGAGCUGCUGAAUAAGUUGGGAUAUAAAGAUAAAUGGAGAACGGAAUAGGAGUUUGAUGCUUUGUAAAAUCGACACGUUUGUAAUAGAAUCAUAGUGAGUAUCGGUUGAGUAGGUAGCUUAGUGGAGCGAAUAUUAGCACUUUCUUCAUAGUUAUACAUUAUCUUAUUUGUGAGAAGACUGACAUACUGUCUGGAUACACAGAUUGAAGCACGUCAGUCAGCUACAACGUAGGAACAGGCACAUAUAUGCAUAGGUCCAAGUUGCCAUACCUCAUUACCACAACAAGAUGAACACCGAAUUCUUAGGAGUAGUGAAUUCAGAGGUGGUGAUAUAUAAGAGAAAGUUUGCAAUAAGGAUAUAAUACAGGAAGAAAGAAUUAGUUCGUAGAAAGAAAGAUAUGAAGCGAUUUUAAUCUCUUAAUUUAAGGGAAGACAGGGCGUGUAUACACCUACGCCAUUGUGAUCGAUUCUGAGCCAUGUCACUAAGAGUCUCCAACCAUUGGUUACGAUAGUCACGCGGACCCCAACCAAGUAGUCUGCAUCUACCAACAUGGCUCAGACUAGAAGGUAGUGAUUUCAAGCACUGAUACAACGUUUUGGUUUGGCCGCCCCUAACUUUCUUCCAACCAUCUGCAACACCGGUUAGCAUUGCAAGUCGUGGUUAUCGGUGUCCAGGCAUGAGUAACACGUGGCCCAACCAUCUCAGUCGAUGAAGGUUCACAACUUCAUCAGCUGAUUUAUCAUCAUCAUUCCCUAAUACCCUGCAUCUAACCUCACUAUUACUUACCCGGUGAUCCCAGCAAUAUUUCUAGGGCAUCUGUGGUCAAAUACUGGUAGUUUACGAGUAUCUUCUACUCUUAUUGGCCAUGUUUCGCUGCCGUAAAGUAAAACAGAACGAACUGCUGCUCAGUAUACUCGUCCUUUUAUUAAUAGACGGAUAUCUCGCCUUCGCCAUAGGUGACGAGCUUUUCGAAUCCGUGUUGAGAUUUCGUCAGACACCAACCCAUUAGGGCUGAUCAGACUUCCAAAAUAAAUGAAGUUGCCAACGCGUUCGACUACUUCACUUCCUAUCCUUAAUUCAGCACGUGGUUAUCUUAGGGACCCUUUGAUCCAGAGGUCUUAUCCAAAAGUCAAUGGGGUUUUUGAUGGAGUUUUGUUCUCUGAGCUGGAUGUUUUGGUCGUGGGGCUUUCAUCGUUCUUCUGAAUGACAUCAUCAGCACAAACUUCAGAUAGAAGUGAAGUGUUUGGUCUGCCCUCGAUUCUACGGCAGACCAAAAAUACACAAACCAAACAUUCCACUACGUCCAAAUGUAGCACUCCUCGGAACGCCAACAUACAAUUUGUCAAAAGAAAUUUCACGAAUACUGAAACAUUUAGUAGAUUCAUCCAACCACUCCAUCAGAUCCCCCAUACAAUGCCUGGACCAAAUUAAGGACAUUCAAAUCAACAACGAACUGAUGAUAUUCUUCUAUGUAACGGCGUUAUUGACCUUAAUUGAACCAAGGAUAGCAAAAGAAACUAUAUUCCUGCUCCUCACCAACGACACAAAUCUCACUAAGUACACGAUGCUUCAAAUUAAAAGUCUACUAGAACUCGUCGAUUUAUGCCUAACAAUAUAUUUUCAAUUCAACAACAAAAUCUACGAACAAACGAAAGGGAUACCAAUGGGAUCACCAAUAUCAGGACUGAUCGCAGAGGCAGUGGUGCAAAGACUAGAAUCCGUGAUAUCACCAGUGAUCAAGCCGAAAAUCUGGAUUCGCUAUGUAGACGACACAUUCAUCAUCGUCAAAAAGAAUGAUCUGGAAAACACUUCCAAGCUGAUCAACAACGUCUUCGAUGAUAUCAAGUUCACAAUGAAACAGGAGUCAAGCAACAAACUAUCAUUCUUGGAUAUAUUAAUCACUAGAACCGACACAGGAAAACUGGAAAUCCAAGUGUAUAGGAAGCCGACCCAUACGGAUCAAAUUCUCAACUACAACAGCAACAACCCAAGAGCUCACAAAAUCAACUGCGUACACACUUUGUUCAAGAGGGCGAGGACACACUGGCAGCACGAAAAAAUGAAGAGAAAUACCUGAAGGACGUAUUUCAAAAGAACAGCUAUCCAAUCGAAAAAUACCAAACACACGCAGCAUCAGAACCCAAGUCAAGCAUAGGAAUCAACAAAAGGAUCGCCCUACCAUACAUAAAAGGCAUAUCAGAAACCGCAACGAGACUGCUGAAAACCUUCGGAAUAGGUGUGGCACACAAACCGACAAAAUCACUACAAUCAAUCCUAUGCAAACCAAGGGAUGAAAUAACAAAGGAAAAGAAAUCAAACAUCAUCUACAAAAUAAACUGUGCCAACUGCGAAAAACACUACAUCGGACAAAGCGGACGCCCACUUCACCCUCUCCUACAUGAACAAUUAGCAGUCAAACGCCAUGAUACUUCUUCACGUGGACAACUGCGGACACUCAUUCGAUUGGAAAACCGUGGAAAUCUUGGGCAGAGGAAAUUCCAAAAACACCAGAGAAUUUUUAAAAGCCUGGCAGUCAGGUCAAUGAGCAAUCAAGAAACAUAUCGAAAUCAAUCCAAUUUAUCAACCAAUCAGGAAAAUCAUGCACAAAUAUAGGAACGAAAAUCAAACCAAUGGGAGACACAACCAAAACAAAGGAGUAAACAAUGACAAAUUUAAGGUCAAUGCGAACCAAUCAACAUCGAGGUGUACAGAACAAGCUGUGAAACGCAUAUGGAGAAAUUCGAACACUUUACUUCUAUCUGAAGUUUGUGCUAAUGAUGUCGUUCAGAAGAACGAUGGAAGUUCCACAACCAAACUAUCCAGCUCAGAGAACAAAACUCCAUCAAAAUCACCCGCCUGAGUUACAAAUCUUCUCC
Messenger RNA from Schistosoma haematobium, 4734 nucleotides. RefSeq lists its product as uncharacterized. Lineage: Eukaryota; Metazoa; Platyhelminthes; Trematoda; Strigeidida; Schistosomatidae. Bases 3315 to 3935 code for a protein of 206 amino acids. The transcript has 2 exons. The record is from RefSeq and is a predicted model, not a curated record.